GAUACACUACCAAUAUAAUUUGUCAUGACUCAUGCACCCUUGGACACAAUCAAGCUACUCACAUUUCUCAACAUGGGAUGCGUUAUGAGUAGUAGUACUAGUUCGGAGAAGAAAAAGAAUAGAGGAGGCUCCGGCCGCCGGAGACAGCGUGGCAACCGCCCGCGAUGGUGCUACGGCGGCAGAGAUGGGAGGCGGUCGUCGGCCCCGUCGAUGAAGGAGCACGAAGAGUUCCAUGAUCGAUGCCACACCAUAAUCGUGCCCCAACUGGUCGGCCGUGGUGGGCCCGGCGGUUACUACAACGAUCGCACGACGUCGUACUAUGAGGAUUCUGAUGAUAGCAGUAGCGUGGUGGCUUUCGCUCCUUGGAAGGGCCACAGGUUUGUCGGCCAGCACCGCCACCAGCCCAAUUCCCCGGCGAUGGUUUCCGACAGCUGGAGCUUCGCGGUGGGGUCGCCGGCGAUGAGCCUCGGGUCGCCGGUUAUGUUCUCUGAGGUGUGGAGCAAGCAAGGGAAGCGGCCGACCGGCGGCGGAGGUGGAGGAGGUGGUGACUAUAAUAAUCGUCAUCAUCAGCCGGCGGUGAUCGACGAGGAGGCGACUGAGAUUGAGUUGGAGUUGGAGUCGGAGGGGGAGGUGUCGCCGUUCGUCGGCGAUUUCUCGUCGUCGCCGGAGAGAGAGGGGAAGGGGAAUGAGGUUGGGGUUUUUGCCCGGCGGAGGAAGAAUGGUUCGCUCAGUGACCCUACGUUUAUGGAAGCUUUUCUCUUCGCCUAAUCUCUUUUAAUUCUAAAAAGUUAACGUUCUUAGAGUAUUAAGCCUUUAAUUUCUGUGGUUAAUUGUUAGCCUUCUCUUAUACUUGAGCUAGGUAGUAGCUAUAAAUCGAACUGACAUCUACAAAUGUUUGUUCAAAUUAAUAUUUGUGUCUCUUACUAAUCAGGCAUGCGUGUUAUAAUUUGUGUUGUUAUUUGUUAGCCUUUUCUUACAUGAUAUUACUUUCCUGAUUUCUUGACACUGGUCGACAUAGCCAUCAGCACGCCAACCUUGCCAUCCGCUUUCAGAACAUGCUCCGCAGAGAGUGGUCUGUUUGGGUCACUUAUAUCUUCAGAGAGGCUAAUUUACUGGCCGAUUGUCUAGCUCAUAAGAGACACAUGCUGUCACCUGGAACCCAUUUGGUUGAUGUUACAUACUCCGUGGGUGGGUUAACCAUUCGCUCGAUUGCUGAAUAAAAGUUAUGGGUGCUA
Messenger RNA from Linum trigynum, 1235 nucleotides. The record is from the annotation of a GenBank genome assembly. Lineage: Eukaryota; Viridiplantae; Streptophyta; Magnoliopsida; Malpighiales; Linaceae.